AUGUUUGAAACCGACAAAGAAAAAAUGGAGUUUUGUCUGCAACCACCCGAUGGUUUUACUAUUCGUUUAAAUGGUCAACCUAUUCUUAUACAUCAACGAGAACAACCUCUGUUCUAUGUCGGUACAUGUCAAUCUUCGUACAAUAUGCGUCUUGGUCAUUUUAGUAUGAAACAUGAAAUACAGAAUAAAACAAGCCUUCAAGUACAAAGUGUUAAAGAGAUCAAUGCAUAUAAAAUAUAUGAAAUUUUAUUUGUCGAUGAAAACAAAUUAUACGAUUUUCGAAUAAAAUUUAUUAUAAAUGAUAAUGGAUUACGAAUUGAAUUUCCUCAAACAUCAACAUCAAAUUAUAUUCGAUCAGUAAUCGAAGAUGACGAAAUAAUUAAACGUAAUGAAAAUACAUUUGAUGAUAGUGAUGAAAUAAAUCUAUGGUUUUCGUUAGAAGCAUUACCAUUCGAUCAAGAAACUGUACGUGGUUGUGGUCUUCAGUAUGCAAGUGGUGAUCUUCGAGGAAAAAUUUUACCAAUAUGGGUAUCAGAAUGGGAUCAUGAUCAAUUACAUCUAAACGAUGAUACUAAUUCAAGUCAUCAUCCUUCAUUACAUACAACCUAUCAUCCACAGCCCAUGUUUAAUUCAUCACGUGGUUAUACAUUCUGUGCUUAUGGAUCUGCUUAUGCUCAAUUUGAUUUUUCUGAUACAAAUUUUCAUCGUUUUCAUUUUACUGCUAUUCCUUAUCGAUUAGAAUUGAGUCUUAACAAUCAUUAUCAAACUUCUCGUUUAUAUUUACCAUUAGCAGAAUGGUUGCAUGAUGGAAUUAUUUUAAGUGUACAAGGUGGUACAGAUGUUAUCGAUAAAAAACUACGUACAAUGCAUGAAUGUGAAACACGUAUAGCCGGUGUUUGGGUACAAGAUUGGUGUGGACAAAGAAUAACAUCAUUCGGAAAACGAGUCUUUUGGAAUUGGCAAUGGAAUGAAAGUUGGUAUCCGAAUUUAAAAGAAAAAAUUAUCGAAUGGCAACGUGAUUAUAAUGGUUGUCGAUUUUUAGCUUAUAUUAAUCCGUACAUUGCUGUUGACGGUUUAUUAUUUAAAGAAGCAAAUGAAAAAGAUUUUCUUGUUAAACGAUUUGAUUGUGAAAAUACAGUUUAUAUGAUUGAUUUUGGUGAAUUUAACGGAGCAAUUGUUGAUUUAACUAAUCCACAAGCAUUCGAAUGGUAUAAGAAAGUAAUAAAAACAAAUUUAAUUGAUUUAGGUAUAUCUGGUUGGAUGGCUGAUUUUGGUGAAUAUCUUCCAUGUAAUGUUCGUCUUCAUGUUAAUAUACCUGGUAGAUUAAUACAUAAUCUUUGGCCUGUACUAUGGGCACGAUGCAAUUAUGAAGCUAUUCGAGAUGCUGGAAAAUUGGAUCAAAUUAUUUUUUUCAUGCGCAGUGGAUAUUUAAAUGUACAACGAUUCUGUUCACUUUUCUGGUCUGGUGAUCAAUCAGUCAAUUUUUCUUCUGAUGCUGGUCUUCCUGCUGGAAUUCGUUCAUGUCUUUCAUUAUCAUUAAGUAAUGUUCUUAGUGUUCAUACAGAUAUUGGAGGAUACUUUGGUCGAACAUUUGGACGUUCUCGUGAAGUUCUUUUACGUUGGUGUGAAAUGGCAACAUUUAAUGUUGUUAUGCGUACACAUGAAGGAAAUCGACCUACUUCAAAUAUACAAUUUGAUAAUGAUAAAAUAUGUCGAGAAUUUUUUGCUCGAAUGAGUCGAAUUCAUGCUCAUUUAAAGCCUUAUUCCAAACAUGUUGUUCAAAACGCUUAUGAUAAACAACAAUCAUGUCUUAUUUAUCAUACAGAAUUACAAUAUUUUUUCGGUGAUGAUCUUUUCAUGGCACCAGUUGUUGAAAGUGAAGUUGACAAAUGGAAAGUAUCUAUUCCGGAUGGACAAUGGAUACAUAUUUGGACAAGCAAAAUCUAUGACAGAAAUGUAUAUGAAAUAUAUGCACCUAUUGGGCAACCACCUGUUUUCUAUCGAUCCACAAGUCAAUGGAAAUCACUUUUUGAACAAUUAAAACAUUUUUAA
Messenger RNA from Rotaria sp. Silwood2, 2052 nucleotides. The record is from the annotation of a GenBank genome assembly. Lineage: Eukaryota; Metazoa; Rotifera; Eurotatoria; Philodinida; Philodinidae.